UCAGGGGAAGGUGAGCGGCAAAUUUGAUGCACUUCCGUUCAUUGUUGAGUGGUUUUAUUUUGGCGCUUAGGGUUCUUAUUUGCGAUUCCUUCAUCUCCUCGCUUGCGGAUUCCCAGAAACAUUGUCCUCCAAGGUGAGUGAUCAAAGCUUGAAAGCUCUGUAUCUCUGGCGAUGGCGGAACAUUGUUAGUUAAUUCGAUUACUAGGGUUCGGAGUUCUGAGUAUUAUCAUUUGCUUAAGCCGAUACCCAUAUUAAAAAGGACUGUCCUUUAGUCAGACCAGACAGUUUGAACUCGAUGGAUAAGCUAGAUUCGUGUUUCGACGAGGCUGUGAUGAAGCUUGUCGAAAUGGGUUUUACAAAACCGGAUGCUGUGGAAGCUGUAAAAGCUGUAGGGAAGUCAUGUGGUGACGCUGUUGAGUAUCUUCUGAAUAGAACUGGUGGAUUCUCUUCUGCUAGUUCACUAUGUUCUACAAAGAGUAAUAGUAACAAGACCCUUGGCAAGAGAGCUUUGCCCUCUUCGUUUUCCUCCGGUUCAAUGCGACAGUCGAGUCUGUUUGACCAUUUUAGAUCCGUGGAUCGGAACAAGAAGAAAGGUGGCAGCUUUGGGACUUCAGUAGUGUCUGAUCCUUCAGAAGAGAUGAUAAAGCCUCCUCCUUUGGUGUUUACUGAGUCAAGUGGUUGCUCAGAGGCUUCAUCAACUUGGGAGAAAAGAGUUGAUUCCAUUCUACGAAUCCGGUUUGGUAUUUCGUCUCUGAAAAGUUUCCAAAGGGAGGCUUUGUCAACAUGGGUUGCUCAUAAGGACUGUCUUGUUCUAGCUGCAACAGGAUCUGGAAAAUCUCUUUGCUUCCAGCUUCCUGCAUUACUGACGGGAAAAGUUGUUGUCGUGAUCUCGCCAUUGAUAAGCCUGAUGCAUGAUCAGUGCCUUAAGCUAUCAACGCACAAAGUCUCUGCUUGUUUUCUUGGUUCAGGCCAACUUGAUAAUCGUAUAGAACAGAAGGCAAUGCAGGGAAUGUAUCAGAUCAUAUAUGUCUGUCCUGAGACAGUGGUUCGACUGAUUAAACCACUCCAGAAGCUUGCCAAAACUCAUGGAAUUGCUCUUUUUGCUAUUGAUGAAGCUCAUUGCGUAUCAAAGUGGGGACAUGAUUUUCGUCCGGACUAUAGGAAACUAUCUAUGUUGCGGGAAAACUUUUGUGUCAGCAGUUUGGCAUUCUUGGAGUAUGAUGUGCCGAUAAUGGCAUUGACUGCAACAGCCACAGCUCACGUACAGGAAGAUAUUCUUCAGUCACUUCACCUGUCAAAGGAAACAAAAACUGUUCUCACUUCAUUUUUCAGGCCAAAUUUGCAAUUUUCAGUUAAACAUAGUCGAACAAAGUCUGCAGCUUCAUAUGCAAAAGACUUCCAGAACUUAACUGACUUAUACUCUGGAAAGAGAAAGGCUACCGGGAAAAAGCUAGCAGUAAUCUCAUUAGAGUCAGAGGGGCAGAAUGAUUUUGGUUAUCACGAUGCUGAAAGCAUUCAUGAGACAGAUAACGAUGAUGAUGAUGAAGAGGAUCCGGAGAACUCUUUGGCAAAGCAAAACAGUUCAAAUGGGAAAGAAAUGUCAGAAGAGUAUCUGGAAGAUGAGACCGACAUCUUCCAGAGUGUUGACGAUUGGGAUGUUGCUUGUGGCGAGUUCUGUGCAAUGUCUCCUUGUGAUGUCCUGGAUAUUCCUGAUCCUUCCGGAAAGCAGACACCUGACGAAUGUGGACACAAUCAUAGUAACAAGGCGAAGAAUCUUGAAGGACCGACAAUUAUUUACGUUCCUACAAGAAAGGAGAGUGUAAACAUUGCAAAGUAUCUCUGUGGGGUUGGACUGAAGGCUGCAGCUUAUAAUGCAAAGUUGCCAAAAAAACAUCUGAGACAAGUUCACCAAGAAUUUCACGAAGAUAAGCUGCAGGUUGUUGUUGCCACAAUUGCGUUUGGAAUGGGAAUUGACAAGAAAAAUGUCCGGAAAAUCAUCCAUUAUGGUUGGCCGCAGAGCUUGGAAGCUGUUGGGGAAAGUCACACGGCGCAUCCACUCAAAAAUCCACUAUAUACAACGGUUAGAGACAAUGAAACGCCCAAGAGAAAGGAAACCACGAAGAGAACGAUCACGUCAACAGCAACGUCCUUUGAAGUUACAGAAGAAUCUUCCAUGGAAAAGCAAAGAAUAAACCUCUCUCAAGUUCGUUCUUCUUUGCUCUCAGUCCCAUGUUCAGGCAGAGACGUCGAGCCAUAGAGAAGCUGAAGCUAGUGAAUGAGGCUUUGGUUGCUGCGGAAGAGAAUGUUGCGAGGCUCCAAGAGCGCCAUGAUGUGAUUCUCAAAGAGAUAUGUUCUUAUUACCUCGUUAACUCCGAGCUACAAGAAGCUUUGGUUGCAGCUCGAGCAGCCGUUGAUGUUGCUUCAGGUUUUGUCAUAGAGCUUAGAAGAUUACAGUUGAAUUUAUUAAACUCACUUUCUUAAUGUAUGUUAAACACACGUAUUAAUGGUGAUUGGAUUAAUUAAUUAAAGAUAUAGCAUGA
Brassica oleracea var. oleracea is the source of this 2540-nucleotide messenger RNA. Its product is annotated as ATP-dependent DNA helicase Q-like SIM. Gene Ontology annotation, biological process: double-strand break repair via homologous recombination. Gene Ontology annotation, molecular function: four-way junction helicase activity; nucleic acid binding; protein binding. The record is from RefSeq and is a predicted model, not a curated record. The transcript has 11 exons. Gene Ontology annotation, cellular component: nucleus; chromosome; cytoplasm. NCBI's taxonomy places the organism in Eukaryota, Viridiplantae, Streptophyta, Magnoliopsida, Brassicales, Brassicaceae. The coding region runs from base 296 to 2257 and encodes 653 amino acids.